Molecule: messenger RNA, 972 nt
Organism: Alnus glutinosa
Lineage: Eukaryota; Viridiplantae; Streptophyta; Magnoliopsida; Fagales; Betulaceae
Exons: 2
Coding region: 70-825 (251 amino acids)
Biological process (GO): positive regulation of transcription by RNA polymerase II
Cellular component (GO): nucleus
Molecular function (GO): transcription cis-regulatory region binding; protein binding
Source: RefSeq, a predicted model, not a curated record
AUUGGUGCAUUUAAACGCGCUAUAAAAUACCUUUCUUCUUUCUAGUGAUCGGAGCGAGCGAAGGCGAAAAUGGGUAAGCCUCAGAAAUCGAGCGCUGGGGAAGACCUUCACACGGCGGCUCGGUCCGGUGACCUGAAUGCGGUGCAGUCUAUCUUGAGCUCAAACCCUUUGGCCAUCAAUUCUAGAGAUAAGCACUCUAGAACAGCACUACAUUUAGCUGCUUGGUCUGGGCAAGCAGAGGUGGUGAGUUAUCUCUGCAAGAACAAGGCUGAUGUGGGUGCCGCAGCCAUGGAUGACAUGGGUGCAAUUCACUUUGCUGCCCAAAAGGGACAUUUAGAAGUCGUACGGACUCUGGUUUCAUCCGGGGUCUCCAUUAAAGCUUCGAACCGCAAGGGCCUGACUCCGCUGCACUAUGCUGUCCAAGGAUCCCACCUGGAACUAGUUAAGUACUUGGUAAAGAAAGGUGCGAGCCUUAGUGCCAAGACAAAAGCGGGGAAGACUCCCCUUGAUCUUUCUAGCAAUGAAGAAAUUCGCUCCGUUCUGGAGGAAUGCGAAAGGUCGCCGUCUAUGAAAAGAGAUCUGAAUGGUGGAGAGAAGGCUGAAGAAUCUGAUCCAAAGCCGUCUGUUGUGGAGGAAAAAGAAGAAAAUACUGGUGAUGAAGCCUCUUUGGUUGUACCUGAUGGAGCAGAUGGUGAAAGGGUGAAGAGGAAGGGUGAUCAAGAUGAUGAUGAGAAGGAAGCCUCAUCCGAACCAAAAAAGGCUCGAGUUGCACUCGGUCACCUUCUAAAUGCAGAUGACACACAGGAAGAUGAAGAAAACCUUUGAGGACUGUAUAUGGAGCAACUAGUAAGCAACAUCAUGAAUCUCUUUGUGCUUUGUAGUAUGACUUUUGUGCUAUACUAGGAUUACUUCUUGGAUGACAUUCUCAAAUAGUAUUUUCUCUUUAAGUGCAACGUCUUUCUUUUACAUUCA